UUGUAGCCUGCAAGUCCGGCAAGACCGGACAGGUCGCUUGCUUUGCCGGUGUUAUUGAGAUGUCUCCGUCGUGGUGUCUGUGCGAGGCGAACGGAUUAAUAGUCAGCCCGUGAAAUAAAUUAACGCGAUGUCAAGGCUCAGUAAGCCGUUAUAAUAGACUAAGCAGCGAGCGUGAAUCGGAUAUCUUUGCCAAAUGGUCUAAAUAAGUGUUUAGCUGUUGUAACUAGGACACGUUAGCUAGUCGGCUACAUCGCCUGCUGGCUGAUGUACUCCUCUUACGGUGCGGUUUGACGCUAACUAGCUAGCUUACGACCCUGGCUAGGUGUCUGAUUAGUGGUGAAUAGUGAACUAGCUAUAUGUUUUUCAGUUAGGUGGGCGUCGAAAUGGAGCUUUUUCAGGCGAAAGACCAUUAUAUUCUUCAGUAUGGCGAUGUUGCGUUGUGGUACAGCAGGAAGGACGGCUGUAUGAACGUGAGACCCGCAACGGACUUGCUACUAGCUUGGAACCCCAUAUGUUUGGGACUUGUUGAGGGCAUUAUUGGGAAAAUUCAGCUUCAUGCCGACCUUCCUCUGGGCCUAGUUCUGAUCCGCCAGAAAGCACUGGUGGGCUUGUUGCCAGGAAACCACAAGGUGUACAAGAUCACUAAGAUAGCAGUGAUUCCACUUUCAGAAGAUGAACCACAGGAUUUGGAAUUAGAGCUUUGUAAGAAGCACCACUUUGGGAUCAACAAACCAGAGAAAAUCGCUCAAUCUCCAGAUGACUCUAAAUUCUUGCUGAAGACUCUCAGUCAAAUAAAGUCUAAUGUUGGUGGUCCCACAAAGAAAAAGGUCAAAGAGAAUAAAGAAAAGGACCGUUUGGAGAGGAGACUGCGUGAUGAGCUGUAUAAGAUCUUCAUGGACUCAGAUUCCUUUUACUACAGCCACACUUAUGACCUUACAAAUACUGUCCAGAGGCAGGGAGCCUCAGACAAGUCAGAUCUGCCGGUCUGGAGACGAGUGGAUGACAGGUUCUUCUGGAACAAACACAUGAUACAGGACCUGCUUGACCUGCAGGGUCCUCAGGUGGACUUCUGGAUAAUCCCUAUAAUCCAAGGCUUCGUGCAGGUGGAGGAGUUGGUGGUUAACUAUAGGGAGUGUUCAGAUGAGGAGAAGAGCAGCCCAGAGACUCCACUACAGGAGCACACUUGUGUGGACGACAUCCACCCGCGCUUCACUGUAGCUCUCAUUUCAAGACGCAGCCGUCACCGUGCUGGCAUGCGCUACAAGCGGAGAGGAGUGGACACCGAUGGAAAUGUGGCCAACUAUGUGGAGACGGAGCAGCUAAUCCAUGUGCACAGCCACACACUGUCCUUUGUGCAGACACGAGGGUCCAUCCCUGUAUUUUGGAGCCAAGCUGGGUACCGCUACAAUCCCAGACCUCGUAUAGAGAAAGGAGACAAAGAAACCACUUCCUGUUUUGCUCUGCACUUUAACCAGCAACUUAAGAUUUAUCAGAAGCAGGUCAUCAUUAAUCUUGUGGACCAAAAUGGACGCGAGAAGGUGAUGGGUGAUGCGUACCUUAAACAAGUGUUGCUCUACAACAACCCCAACUUAACAUAUGUCUCAUUUGACUUCCAUGAGCAUUGUCGGGGGAUGAAGUUUGAGAAUGUACAGACGCUCACUGACGCCAUCUCUGACAUCAUCACAGACAUGCGAUGGGGCUGGGUGGAUCAAGCUGGAGUUAUCUGUACACAGGAGGGCAUUUUCCGGGUCAACUGCAUGGAUUGCCUGGAUCGGACCAACGUAGUACAAGCUGCUAUCGCCCGUGUAGUCAUGGAAAAGCAGUUGAAGAAAUUGGGAGUGAUGCCCCCUGAACAGCCACUGCCCCUCAAAUGUUACAGGAUCUACCAAGUGAUGUGGGCUAAUAACGGUGAUACCAUCAGCCGGCAGUAUGCCGGCACAGCUGCCCUAAAGGGGGACUUCACACGAACAGGGGAGCGGAAACUGGCUGGAGUGAUGAAAGAUGGUGUGAACUCAGCUAACCGCUACUAUUUGAACCGCUUCCGUGAUGCAUACCGACAGGCUGUCAUUGACCUCAUGAUGGGCCUCCCUGUAACUGAGGACCUGUAUUCCAUUUUCAGCAAAGAGAAGGAGCAUGAGGAGAAAGAGAAGGAGAGCCAGAAAGGAGCACAGGAACAGGUCAGCUUCCUGCUACAGACAUACAUGCAGCUUCUGCUACCAGAAGAUGAAAAGUUCCAUGGUGGCUGGGCCCUCAUUGACUGCGACCCCAGCCUUAUUGAUGCGACACACAAAGAUGUGGAUGUUCUGUUACUGCUGUCUAACUGUGCAUAUUAUGUUGCUUACUAUGAUGAAGAGGCAGAUAAAGUUAAUCAGUACCAGCGACUCAGUUUGGAAGGUUUGGAAAAGAUUGAAAUAGGUCCAGAGCCCACUCUGUUUGGCAAGCCUAAGUACUGCUGCAUGCGACUGCAUUAUAGAAAUGGAGAUACAAGUGGUUAUUUCCACACCUUGCGGGCUGUUACACGGAACCCAGAGGAUGAUGGGAAAGACACUCUGCAGUGCAUAGCAGAAAUGCUUCGCAUAACAAAGAUAGCAAUGGGACUUGACUUGCCAGUAAUAGAAAAGAAAUUGGAAAGGAAGCACAGCAAACCACAUGAAGACAUCAUGGGCAUUCAAGGAAAAUCCACUGAGCAAAUCCUUGGCUCAAGUUUAACUCAGGGCAAAAGCUUCCUGAUGAACAAGUUCUCAUCCUUAAAUCAGAAAGUAAAGCAGACAAAAACUAAUGUUAACAUUGGAAAUUUCAAGCCCCUUGGUAAACUUGGCACCUUCUCCAGGCCAGAGGUGAAAGUGAACUUCCUAAAGCCCAACCUGCGGGUAAACCUAUGGAAAUCAGACAGCAGUUUGGAGACAUCCGAUGGCAACCAAGGCUCUGUAGGCAUUAAAGACCUUUGUGAUGACCACUCAGACCUCGAGAUUUCCUCUGACUCUGACUCCUACAACUCAGAUGAGCAGCCACAUGCAGGCUCCCUGGAAAACAUAGAUUAUGUGCUCCCCAGUUGCGGCAUCGUGGCAUCGGCACCUCGACGUGGUAGCCGCUCGCAGUCUGUCGGAAGUGUCGAGCUUGUUGUGCCCUCUGUCAUUCGUAUCACAGGCUGUGAGAACAAAGUAGGAGACAUUUUGUCAGAAGUUGCCCAAAACGCCCAGUCCCCUGAGGAAGCCUCAGAAGCAGAGGAAGCUAUUUUGAUUGACUUUGGAACACCUAUUGAUGCCUAUUGCCACCAGUUUGUCCAGGAUGCCCAGACUAAGCCAAUAGAGGUGUUUGAGGAACAACCAAGGCUGCCAUCAAACCCACGAAUGCCCCAGUGUCCUGAACGCUCAUCAACUUCAGACACAAAGUCAGAGCCUUCAAACACUCAGCAGCAGCUGCAGCAGCAGCCCCCUCGUCCAUCUCAGCUUGAUGUGGAGCCUUCAGUCCCAGGGGGAAACCUCACCGUCCAGCCCCCAGGAUCCACAGCAUCAUGUAGCUCACAGAAAAGCCUUGGUUCCCAUGUAGAAAGCAGCCUAGGGCCUUCUCCAGCAGAUGGCAGUGGAAGUCGGGUGGUGUCCCCCUUUGCUAAGAUCAAAAGCUCGAUGGUCCAAGUGGCUAGCAUGACCCAGGCUGGACUCACCCAAGGUAUCAACUUUGCUGUGGCAAAAGUUCAGAAAAGUCCAGAACCAGAAGCUGUCAAUGCAGCUCAGGAGGGUGAAUUGCGAGCAAUGUUUGCACAGUGCCAGACUAGAAUCAUUCAGAUAUAGAAUGGACAUUUGCCUUGGGCGGAUAUAUUUUUAGUGUUGAAUGUGACUACAACACAGUAGCAGAAGCAGAAGCUUGCACAAAACGCAUAGUCAAAUAGCAUCCCAGCUCCUCGUUACUCUUCUAGUUAGCUCAUUUUACAGCUAGUGUUGUAUAGUAUGUAGUACACUUAAGCUGAACCUAGCCAUGCCCUUAUUUUGACUAAAGAUCUUAACAUUCAUACAUUACUGGUUUUGCAUGUCUAGAAAUUGGUAAAUCAUAGGUGGAUUGAGACAAGCAAGUUUUAUUGCAUGUCAAGAGACAUGAUGUAGUUUUGUUAUGUGUGACUUCGGAUGUACAGUGCCCUUCUUUGCGUCUAUUGAGUGUUGUAGCUGUAGCCGAAACUUACUACAAAGCCAGAUUCUAACAUCUAUUCAGUUGGCAGCUCAGUGGUAGGCAGCAGAAAAAGUAAAGUUUAAAAAAAAGUCACAUAUAGUCAAAUGAUUAUCUGUUGUGGUGUAUGUCAAUAGAAAUGUAUACCAAAGUAGUACAGUCUAAGGCUAAAUAAUAUUGUCCGGUAUGUAAUUAGAAUAUUAUAAAAGUACUGAAUCAGUCCUUUGAAUUUAAGCCCUUCAUUUAAUAUAUUUAGACAGGAAAAUCUAUUUACAUACAUUUGUUAUGGUGAUUAGAAAGAUACCUGUUCCAACAGACACUUUAAUGCACUCGUGUCAUGACUGACAUUUCUUUAUACAUAUGCAAUUGAAUUAGAAAGGUAGAAUAUGUAUAGUUUUAAUUAAAAUAUGAAUCAUUAAGACACUACUAAAACUAUUAGUCAUAUUUAGUAUAAAGUGUAAUGUAACUAAUAAGCAAAUGCUCAUACUAGGUUACAGGCUGGGAAAAUUGGCUUUCUUUCUACCAUGUGUUGAAUGAUAUUGUGCAGUGCUAAAUAUGAGUCACUUCAUGCAUUUUAAUUCUUGCAUUGUGACAAACCAUAAUCAGCAGCAACAUAGUAAUAUUGUAAAACUAUUACUUUAAUAUAGCUUUAAUCUUUUCACAUUAUAUUUACUUAGGGGAUAUAUUAUCAAAUUAGACAUAUCCUUUUUUUUUUUUUUUUAAACAAGUGACAUAGAUACAAGUAACCUGGUUAUUUUUUCAUAGAAAUGUGAGGUACUAGAAAUAUGGUCAGUCUAUUUAUUUAAAACAUCCCUUUGUUAAAUAUUCAUCCAAAGGGGUAAAAGCUGUUUGCAAGGACCUGCAUCAAAUGGCUGCUGAAGUAUUUGUGGUUAAAAACAUUUUGGUAUUUGAGCAUGUAAAUCUAUUUAAAAUAGUCUUUAUAGGCAAAUAAGAAUUUUAUCGGAUAUAUAUGAACAUUUAACACCGUAGUUUCUUCAGCUGUUAUUUGAUGUAGGUAAGGUGCAAAACCCCAGGCCAUUAAAAACAAACACUGAAAAUGCUUUUUGCUCUCUUAAGUAUUAAGAGUAAGCCUUAUCAGAGUCUUAAAUGCAGGUAUUUUUGAGAAGUCUACCGUCGUAAUAAAUCUAAGUUGUUAUUUCUGGGUAUUACAUUCAGAAUUAUACCACAUCAAUAUGUUCAUUGGUGUUUCAGUGCUCAGGCUUCAGAUCUAACCAUUAGUGUGGGUUACUUGAUUUGAAAACAGAUAUUAGAGGGUUGUUUGAGGGUACUUUACCUCAAAACCCUCAUAUGUUACUAUUUUACUUGAAAAUCCAGUUUAAUCAUUGGUGCAUGUAAAUUCUGUCUUUCUAGCUCAGAUUUGUCAGAUUUGGAGAACCAAGACAAUGAAGACUUUAAAACCUGAAAAUACAUUUUAAGAUUGUCUGUUGCUCCACACUGGGAACCAGUAAUGCUUAUGAUUGUGUAGACUGCAAAUGAGAAUGGAAAAUCAUAUCUUAACUGAAGAGAAAUAUUCUUUACAGAAAACUCAUUGGGAAUUUGGCUGAGGAGAGUUCUGCAUUUAUAAACCUGCAUGUUGAGGAUAAGAGGAUAUAGCAUCAUUAACUUAAAACUGAACCUGAAAGAGGCCUGAAGUUCUGGUAGAUGAUUCCUGAUUUAUAGCAUUCCAAUGCCAUAUAUCAUAGCAUAAUCUGGUUUUGAAGAUUGUGUACUCAAUCAGUCUGGAAUAAAUCUUACAUGGGAUUGACAUGAUCAACGGCCAGCUCAAGACAUGGUCAGCUCAAGGCUGAAGUUGGAGAAUUUCACAGUAAGGCACAUGGGUCUGUAUUUCAUGUAAAGUUUGAUUUUGUUUUUCGUUUCAAUGCUACAUGUGUUGUACAACUGCGUACUAGGUAUAAAGAAGUUAAUUUCUAACCAUGCAAUUAGACUUGACGCCCACUAUCUGAUAGCGGGUACGUCAUUCUGGUACAUGCUGACACUGGUUCUAUCAAGAUUUUAAUAUAGUGGUUAUAAUAUAGUUUUAAUUAUAUGUAUGUUGGGUAAAUGGGUUUUUGUUUGAAGGAUUUUUUUUAACCAUUUGAGAUGGCAUACACUGGACUGGAACCUAACGUAGAACGUUUAUUCAAGGCAUAGGUACAGAACAUUUUUCAGUCUUCUAUAUCACCUAGUGUGUGUAAACAUUCCUCUUGUAUUGGGUGUGUUGACUGUAUCCUUUUUCCUUUUAUUUCUUUGUAUUUUCUAUGCCUAAAGACUUGUACCUUUCUACUUUGUUUUCCUGAAGUUGCUGAAAAAAAGGACCAUUAUUUUACAGAAAGUGCUUUGAAAACCAUUUUAAUUUGCCAUUACAACUUUGUCUGUUUACUGAGAUGUCUGAUAACUGAAUUUUUGUCUUUAAACUGUUUUAUUCGAUCCUGUAGUCUUAAGUUAUUGCACAACAUUUAAGCACACUUUCCAGCACCAUCUAUAUCCUCUUGUCUGGGUUUGAGAUGUUUCCAGCCACUGUAUCUAGAACUGUAUUGCAUUAUUUAGUAUCCUAUUUAUUCUUAAGCUUAUUCAUUGUCUUAAUGUUUGCUAAUAAUAUUGCAAAUGUCUAAAACUGCUGUAUUUGAAAAUGCUAUGGGACACAUUUGGGAGUUUUUUUUCAGUAAAUAAGUCAAAAGAA
Molecule: messenger RNA, 6841 nt
Organism: Electrophorus electricus (electric eel)
Lineage: Eukaryota; Metazoa; Chordata; Actinopteri; Gymnotiformes; Gymnotidae
Gene: inpp5f
Product: inositol polyphosphate-5-phosphatase F
Biological process (GO): phosphatidylinositol dephosphorylation; regulation of endocytic recycling
Cellular component (GO): clathrin-coated endocytic vesicle; early endosome
Molecular function (GO): phosphatidylinositol-4-phosphate phosphatase activity
Source: RefSeq, a predicted model, not a curated record